AUGCCACCCGUCGACUACUCCUCCACGCUCGCGACACUGCGCGCCCAGCAAGCCGCGCAACCACUCUCGAUCCUCGCGCUCGCGGAGCCGAUCACCUCGUCCCAACAACAGCAACCUCAGCCUCAAGCAGCCUCCCGUCCAUCAGACACGCUCUCGGCCUCAGAAGCCGACUCCUCCUCUCUGGCACUCACGCCCGCGACCUUGGCGGCCGACCUCACGCACUACAAGGACCUGUUCUCGAAGCUCCGCUUCAGCUACCUCGAACAGGUCACCAAGGAGAAAUACCUGCGCAGCAUCGUGGGCGAUCCGCCCCUCCUGGUCAGCCAUGGCGACAACCUGGCGCUCGAGCAGACGCUGGCGACCAUGAAACACGACCUCAAGGCCAAGAAAGAGGAGGUCGACGCGCUGGUCGCCGCCAUGGAGGAGCGGGCGCGGGACGUCGCGCAGCGGUACGACGCCGUGCAGGAGGGGAUGGACGUGCUGGACCGGGUGCCGCUCGAGAUCGAGGAGCUGAGGCGCGAAGUUGAGAGGUUGGGCGCCGAAAUUGCCGCCCGGCGUGGCGAACGGCACGACGGACCACCUUCCGAUCCGAGGAUGAGGAUGUCGUUGGCGGAGACGGAGGAGGCGCUCGCGGCCCAGAGGGCCAGAAAUGCCGAGGUCGAUCGCAUGAUUGCCGAUCUGCAGGACAGGAUGCCGGCGAGGGUGCGGGACGUGGAGAGCAUGGACCGCGAAUUGGCCGAGUUGGAGAGGAGACGGAACGAGGCUGCGAGGUUGGCCGUGGAAGGGAGACGGAGGAGAGAGGAACAAGGCGGCAGGGACGAGAUGGAGGAGCUGGGCCGGUGGUACAGAGCGAGCGAGGGCGUUAUGAAGGGGUUGAUGGGCGUGGAAGGGACGGUUGGGUAG
Molecule: messenger RNA, 903 nt
Organism: Cladophialophora carrionii CBS 160.54
Lineage: Eukaryota; Fungi; Ascomycota; Eurotiomycetes; Chaetothyriales; Herpotrichiellaceae
Exons: 1
Coding region: 1-903 (300 amino acids)
Biological process (GO): protein localization to kinetochore; attachment of mitotic spindle microtubules to kinetochore; kinetochore assembly
Cellular component (GO): kinetochore
Source: RefSeq, a predicted model, not a curated record